AUGUCGCACGAUAUGAGAUUUUUGCAACCAGAUGAAGAAACUCAUGUUGGUAGUGAAAGCGAUGGUACUUUAAAUGAUUCACCUAAGAGUGAAGUGGCAAUCAAGCGUGGUCUUUUCGCUAGAGCUUGGGAUAAAUUUGAUCAAAAAUUGGUCAAAGAAUUCUCACCUAUGUUCUUUGUUCAAGUUAUGGCUACUGGUAUUUCUUCUGCUAUUUUACAUAACUUCCCCUUCCCAAGUCAUUGGCUCAGGAUUUGUAGUUACAUAAUGUGGGGUUUAGGAAUCUUUUAUUUCCUUUUAGGUAAUGUUUGUCUUGUUUUAGGAUGUAUUAAGUAUAAAAAAUUUCAAGAAUUCCAUUUGAAUCCUAAAUUGGCUCCAUUCAUGGGAUGUUAUGCCAUGGGAUAUAAUUCCCUCGUUAAUGAAUUAUAUUUCAUUACAGGGAAAUCAUGGAUUAUUGGAAUUUUUGUACUUUGGUGGAUCUCAGUAUUCUUAUGUAUCUAUACAUCAUUCAUCAUUUUCUUUUUCACCUUUUUGAAUAAGACCAAGAAGUCCAAUCAUUUUCCUUUAGAUAAUUUCAAUGCCACUUUGUUAUUACCUAUCGUUGCAUUGACAGUUACUUCCUCAGCAGGAGAAAUCUUUGCUAUGGAUUUACCUAAUCAAACACUUCAAUUAAUUACCAUCUUUGUUAGUUAUAUACUAUGGUCUAUUGCCAUUGCUAUGUCAUUUGUGGUACUCACUAUGAUUUUCCAUAAAUAUGUGGUUCAUAAAAUCCCCAACACAACCAUCAUUUUCACCACAUUCAUUCCUAUUGGUUUCUUAGGUCAAGGUGCAUUUUCUGUUCUUCAAUUUGGUAAGAACAUCCAUGAAUGGGUCAACUUGAAUAAAGAUACAAUUCAAGCAUUACCUAUUGAUAUAGUAAAUGGGUUAGAUAACAGUUUACUUAUUUUCAGUUCAUUAUUUGGAUUAUUCCUUUUUUCAUUCGGUUAUUUUAAUACUUUUGUAGCUAUAGCCUCAGUAUUAUCCAAAAUCAUUACUGAAAACCCUAACCCUAUGCAUGCUGCUAAAUAUUCAGGUAAAAGAAGUGUUUUGAACGGUUUAAUUAGAUACAACAAAGGUUUUUGGGCCAUGACUUUCCCUCUUGGAACCAUGUCUAUCUCGAAUACCUUAUUUGGUAAUUUGUUUGAUAUACUCACAUUUAAAGUCAUAGGUGCUAUCUAUGGUGUUAGUACUGUGGUCAUCACCUUAGGUUGUGUAGUAGGAAGCUUAUAUCAUUUAUAUAACGACUUAUGUAGUUUAUAG
Molecule: messenger RNA, 1296 nt
Organism: Yamadazyma jaroonii
Lineage: Eukaryota; Fungi; Ascomycota; Pichiomycetes; Serinales; Debaryomycetaceae
Source: the annotation of a GenBank genome assembly